AAACAAAGAUAAGAAUGUGAGUGUUGUUUCAUCAUAGGUCAUGUGGAAACCUCUGUUCUAGAAUCUUUGGUGGAAACUGCCUGAUCCAAGAGCAAAAGAAUAGAUCUGUCUCAUGUCAACUGCAAUAUUGCUUGGGAUGUCAGACUGGGCAGAUUAUAUCAAAGCCAUCCUUAAGGACAAGCUGACAGAGGAUGCAGCUUUGGUUGGUUUUUACAACAAAGCAGUGUUGGCCUCCAAGCCUGGAGGCUUCAUGGCAGCUAUCUCCCCCCCAGAGCUGGAGGCCCUGAUGGGAAGAGAUCGAGGGAAUCUGCUGGAGAUGGGAACUACCAUCGGAGGACGGAAGGUCCUGGUCAUCCGAGACGGCAUGAUCAGCGGCGAUAUGGAACUUCGCUUCAUGGACCUCCGAACGAAAGGCGUUGAUGGGAAGGCCAUCACAGUGGUGAAGACGCACAAGAUUCUGGUGUUUUUGAUGGGGAAGAGAGGAGUGCAUGCUGGAUUUAUACACAAGAGGGCCUGUGCUAUUGCCUCUUAUCUAAAGGAGCAUGGGGUAUGACAAGCUUGAGACAAAUGGAGUUAAAGUUAGAGAAGCAAAAACUCUCUGAAA
Messenger RNA from Alosa alosa (allis shad), 604 nucleotides. Its product is annotated as profilin-3-like. The coding region runs from base 113 to 553 and encodes 146 amino acids. Gene Ontology annotation, cellular component: cytoplasm. NCBI's taxonomy places the organism in Eukaryota, Metazoa, Chordata, Actinopteri, Clupeiformes, Clupeidae. The record is from RefSeq and is a predicted model, not a curated record. The transcript is spliced from 2 exons. Gene Ontology annotation, biological process: regulation of actin filament polymerization; actin cytoskeleton organization; positive regulation of actin filament bundle assembly. Gene Ontology annotation, molecular function: actin binding.